Dalotia coriaria is the source of this 932-nucleotide messenger RNA. RefSeq lists its product as uncharacterized. NCBI's taxonomy places the organism in Eukaryota, Metazoa, Arthropoda, Insecta, Coleoptera, Staphylinidae. The record is from RefSeq and is a predicted model, not a curated record. The transcript has a single exon. The coding region runs from base 129 to 923 and encodes 264 amino acids.
UUAACUGAAACAAACAAGUUGAUAAUUAGUUUUGUUUUUGAAUAAUUUGACGUUUUCUUUGUCAAUGUUCAACUCCCGACAUUUUUUUCCUCUACCAAAACCGUACACGCAAAUUACUCGAUAAUGUAAUGAUGAUAAAACGCAGUCGAAGUGAAUUAAACCUAACAGCGAAACAAACGCGUCGAUACGAACGCCGGCGUGAAUCCAAACCGAGCCAGAAAGAAAACAGAAAGAUGAAUCCGCUUGUCAAGAGUUUAGAGUCAACUUUACAUGAAACACACACAACUAAACUGAAAUCCUCACUGAAAAAAGCGCAGCUUCAUCAAAUGGAUGAAGCAAAGAAAGAAAACAAACAGUUAUUAAAUGUGCUGCAACAACAGUGCAGUAAUCAUGAUUUAGGACGUUCAGAUAUAAGUCCAGCAUAUUCAACUGUGAGUAUGGUUCACUUACAGUAUAAAUAUGAAGAGUUAUUGUCCAGUCAUGAAGGACUGCUGAAAUUAUUGGAGACGAAAGUGAUGGAGGUGCGUAAAUGUUACAUAGAGAAUGAAAACCUGCAUAAUGAGAUCAAAACGUUGAAGAAUAAGCAUGAAGAUAUGGAGAAAUCAGUGCGGCUUGUCUGUGAGAAGUAUCUGAAGCUAAAACAGCGUAAGGAGAGGAAAAUAUGUAAGGUGAAGUUCGAGAGGGAUACGAUUAAGUUAGCGCAUGAUAAAUUAGUGCAUUUGUUGCAUCGAAAAUGCAUGGAAGAGGAUGAUUUGAUGGGGAAACAGUUGUGUAUGUCGAUGGAGAGUAGUAGAAGUCUGCUGAUAAGCGAAGUACGUCGUGCGAAUAAGUUACAGUAUGAUAAUGCGAUGUUACUACAACAGAAUGAGUUUCUGCAUGCGAAAUUACAGGCUAAUUUUAAUUUUAAUAAGAAUAAAGAGUAAUAUUAGAAU